Sapajus apella (tufted capuchin) is the source of this 4204-nucleotide messenger RNA. It is a transcript of the gene SUSD1, whose product is annotated as sushi domain containing 1. Lineage: Eukaryota; Metazoa; Chordata; Mammalia; Primates; Cebidae. The transcript is spliced from 13 exons. The record is from RefSeq and is a predicted model, not a curated record. The coding region runs from base 783 to 2438 and encodes 551 amino acids. Gene Ontology annotation, molecular function: calcium ion binding.
AGCCACUGCACUCCAGCCUGGGCAAAAAGAGCAAAACUCUAUCUCAAAACAGGGAGACUUCUGGGGACUCACGGAGCCCCCAUGUUCCAGGCCCCACACUGAGGGACUAACAUUAUUCUCAUGGGCCAUUGACCAUUAGCAUGAGCUGUUCCCACAUCUGCAUUAGCCCUGCUCCCGGAUGAGGCUGCAGCACUAAUUCCAUUGUGUUUCCUGGUAGCUCAGAAAGAACAAAUUUUCUAGUUAAUCACUGGCUGUAAAAUCAUCCUACCCUGACUUUCAUGAAAAACCAUGAAAAAGGCUGUACUGGAAAAGUGGGAUUCUGCUGGUUUGUUUCCGCAGGUCUCUGAAAAGAUCUUUUUAAGCUUGCAAAAGUUCAAAGAGAGCCCUCUUCCCCAAUUUUCAAAUCAGAUGGAUUGCCAGAUUGAGGUGUUGUAUUUCUCUUGGGGUUUCAUACACUCCUGGCACGUAACUACAAGGGGCCCAGGUUCUGUAGUCUGGGAAGCAUCGUGAAAGGAGAAGAGGCUGGAGAAAUAGAUCACUAAGAUAAAAACGAGUGCCAGUUUGGAGCCACCGUUGUCUGUGGGAACCACACAUCUUGCCACAACACCCCCGGGGGCUUCUAUUGCAUUUGCCUGGAAGGAUAUCGAGCCACAAACAACAACAAGACAUUCAUUCCCAACGAUGGCACCUUUUGUACAGACAUAGAUGAGUGUGAAGUUUCUGGCCUGUGCAGGCAUGGAGGGCGAUGCGUGAACACUCCUGGGAGCUUUGAAUGUUACUGUAUGGAUGGAUACUUGCUGAGGAAUGGGUCUGAGCCUUUCCACCCGACCAUCGAUGCCACAUCAUGCACAGAGAUCAACUGUGGCAACCCUCCAGAAAUGCGGCAUGCCAUCUUGGUAGAAAAUCACAGCUCCAGGCUGGGUGGUGUGGCUCACUACAUCUGUCAGGAGGGCUUUGAGAGCCCUGGAGGAAAGAUCACUUCUGUUUGCACAGAGAAAGGCACCUGGAGAGAAAGCACUUUAACAUGCACAGAAAUUCUGACAAAAAUUAAUGAUGUAUCAGUGUUUAAUGAUACCUGUGUGAGAUGGCAAAUGAACUCAGAAAGAAUAAACUCCAAGAUUGUAUAUGUGAUAUCCGUAAAAGGACAACGGUUGGACGCUAUAGAAUCAGUUCAUGAGGAGACAGUCAAGUUGACCACAGACAGCAGGACCCCAGAAGUGUGCCUCGCCUUGUAUCCAGGCACCAACUACACCGUGCACAUCUCCAUAGCACCUCCCAGGCGCUCUGUGCCAGCCGUCAUUGGUUUCCAGACAGCUGAAGAUGAUAUCUUAGAAGAUGAUGGAAUGUUCAAUAUUUCAAUAUUUAAUGAAACUUGUUUGAAAUUGAACAGGCAUUCUAGGAAAAUUGGAUCAGAAUACAUGUACCAAUUUACCGUUCUGGGUCAGAGGUGGUAUCUGGAUAACUUUUCUCAUGCAACAUCGUUUAACUUCACAACGAGGGAACGAGUGCCUGUAGUAUGUUUGAAUUUGUACCCUACGACUGAUUAUACGGUGAAUGUGAGCCUACUGAGAUCUCCUAAGCCGCACUCAGUGCAAAUAACCAUAGCAACUCCCCCAGCAGUAAAACAGACCAUCAGUAACAUUUCAGGAUUUAAUGAAACUUGCUUGAGAUGGAAUAUCAUCAAGAAAGUUGACAUGGAGGAGAUGUAUUUAUUCCACAUUUGGGGCCAGAGAUGGUAUCAGAAGGAAUUUGUUCGGGAAAUGACCUUUAACAUCAGCACCAGCAGCCAAGAUCCUGAGGUGUGCUUGGAACUGCAUCCGGGGACCAACUACAAUGUCAGUCUCCGGGCUUUGUCUUCGGAAUUUCCUGUGGUCAUCUCCCUGACAACCCAGAUAACAGAGCCUCCCCUUCCAGAAGUAGAAUUUUUUAUGGUGCACAGAGGACCUCUACCACGCCUCAGACUGAGGAAAGCCAAGGAGAAAAAUGGACCAAUCAGUUCAUAUCAGGUAUUAGUGCUUCCCCUGGCCCUCCAAAGCGCAUUUUCUUGUGAUUCUGAAGGCGCUUCCUCCUUCUUCAGUAACACCUCUGAUGCUGAUGGAUACGUGGCUGCAGAACUACUGGCCAAAGAUGUUCCAGAUGAUGCCAUGGAGAUACCUAUAGGAGACAGACUGUACUAUGGGCACUAUUAUAAUGCACCCUUGAAAACAGGGAAGGAUUACUGCAUUAUAUUACGAAUCACAAGUGAAUGGAAUAAGGUGAGAAGACACUCCUGUGCAGUUUGGGCUCAGGUGAAAGGUAAAAUUACUUUCUGUCUACAAAUGCUGUCCUUCUUUCUUCUUUGCAGCAUCAAGUUCAUAUUGAUGAGAUCUGUUUUUAAAAUUGUCACUGGUGACCAGAACCCAAUUCAUACUACCUUAAGCAAAAAGCUUCAUAGCUGAAAAAGGUUGGAGGAGGGUGAGUGGAUGGGAGCUUAUAGAAUUAAGAGCUACUCCACCAAGGCUCUGGGAACUGGGCCUGGGGACUCAACACUGUGAGUGGGACUUCUCUUUCUAUCUUUCUCUUAUUUCAGUUCUGUUUUUAAGCGUGACUUGGCUUCGUUUCCUUCUACAACAAGGCAUAUGAGAGGGAGGGAUGGCAAGCUUCCCCAGCUUUGCAAUUUCACUGGGAACACAUAGCUUUUCAAUUCAGGGAAAGGUGCUUUCUUCCUAGGUUUAGUGACUGUCCAUUGGAUGAAUCACUGUUAAUAGGAGGAAGGCUAGGAUGAUCGGCCUCCCUUGGGUUUUAUGCCUCCUCAUGGCUGGUUGGAGGCAGAGCAAUGUGACCAAUACGUUCACUAGGGUUGAAUCGAGAGGGAGACAGAAUCCCCAUCAAGAAGUGGAGCCCAGGAAAAGAUGCUGAAAGACCAGUACAAGGGCUACAACAGUCCAUUACCAUUUGGCUGCGUAGCUUGUGCACAUACACAUAUAAUAUUGAGAAAAACAUCUUCCCUUAACAAAAUGGAACUAUCCCAUGUACAAUCUCACAUGGAACCCUGGUGGAAAACAACUCAAAGCUGGGUGUGUUACUGCAUCCAGCUCCAAGACCAGGAAUCCUGGGGAUAGCAUGUUCCUCUUGAUCAAGUCCAGAUGUGUUUCUUGUGCUUGUAAGUAAUCUAUGACUAAAUGGCAAAUUUAACCAACCUCAAACCACAGUAUAUAAUAUGAGAGGGAAAACUGAAUAACACAAUAAAUACUCUAAUUUAGAAAGAAGGAAAAGAUAAUGUGUAGUGGUCAGGGGGGCUAUAGCAAUGAUCACCUCUUGCUGGCCAGGAGAAGCAAGCAUCCUCUGCCCUGGCAGCAGAAUGGGUCACUUGGGUGGUCAGUUUGGGUCUGCCUGAUGGUACCCCUUGUCCAUUUCCUCCAAAGCCUUUCCUAAGAGAUGCAGGGGAACAUCUUUACUGAGUGCUGUACAGCUUAAACCUUCUUUGCUUUGGAAGAGUUAUUCAGGCGGGGAAAUUGCCUUAGGGUUUGAGCAAUCACAGGUCUUUGUUUUCCAGGCUAGGGAUUUCCCUGGCAGUAUGGGUACAUUUCUUUAAAACCAACAGGCAGGCAGCCAGUGGAUUUGAUUCCCAGGAAUUCCAUUCGUUUGUAGCUAAUACCAGAAAUUUGUCCCGUUUAUGACCUUGGAAUCUGGACCUUUUCCGUGUGGUUUAUGAGUCCUAGCAACAGGCUGAGAAAUUCUGCCCUUCGCCCACAGUAUCAGUUUAACCCUUUACAUCCUUUCCCCUGCUUCAGAGCAGCAUACAACAAUCAACUGGCAUGGUGAGGAAGUGCCGGUGUAAACUUCCUUCCCUAAGGAUUCCAGUGGAUAGCACUUUCUAAUGGGGGAUUUUUUAAUCCUGUAAAUAGAGAAUACUGUGCAGGGGGCUGGGUAAUUAGGCUUCUUCUAUUUGUCUGCUUCUCUCCUAAUCUAAUUUUCAUCUUUUUACCUCUGCUCAAACCAACUGCAACAAGGGUAGAGGACUUGGCUUUUCAGCAGGGUGCAAGGCCAUGACCGUUGGCCAUCUUGGGUUGCUGAUUACCUGGCAGCAAGGGCCUCUCUUGGCAAAGAUGGGUGCUGUGCAGUUUCUGUGUGCAGAUGGGCCAAGCUCCCUUUACUUGUAGGACUUUAAUAAGGGCCACAAGAAACAGCCACACAAUUCAACAUUCAUAUAUAUAUAUAUAUA